This is a messenger RNA of Epinephelus fuscoguttatus (brown-marbled grouper), 1854 nucleotides long. RefSeq names its product protocadherin gamma-C3-like. Lineage: Eukaryota; Metazoa; Chordata; Actinopteri; Perciformes; Serranidae. The transcript has a single exon. Gene Ontology annotation, biological process: homophilic cell-cell adhesion. The record is from RefSeq and is a predicted model, not a curated record. Gene Ontology annotation, molecular function: calcium ion binding. Gene Ontology annotation, cellular component: plasma membrane. The coding region runs from base 712 to 1854 and encodes 380 amino acids.
UAUCUUGUUACUGUGUUUUACGGUGUGUUGGAUAUGGAGCUCUGCAGUAACUUGAGUUGUGGCUCGACAUGUAUGUAAACUGCUUUGGGCCGCUGUCCAUGGUGCUGAAAAGGUGAGUUUCUGUUCUCUGUAUUGAGAUUUGGGUGCUGUCCGUGGUGAUAAUAUUGUAGCGCACAUUUUGCGGUUAAUAUUCUGUAUCGUAGUGUUAAAGAACUGAAUACAGACAUUUGCCGUGUACAGAUAUUAUCCCAAUGCGUACUGACAUCAAUUUAUUAAACUAGUAUACAUAUCUCACAGAUAAAGAUUCUUCUAUUAACAGUCUAAAAGUUGAGCCUAAGUCUUCCAGUAACAACCCACACAUUUUAGUUCAUUAUUCAGCAUAGAUUUUCUCAUUAAUGCUGUUUAUUGUAGCUUAUACCAAACAUCUCAUUUUCUGCUUUGGGCCGUCUUUCUGUAUACAAAAGUGUCACAAGAUGUCGCUGGAGACCAUGCAAAAAUAUUGUGCUCACCAUCUAGAAACCCCUCCUCUACUUAUGACAAAACAGAGAACGUCAUCAUCUGGCAGUGCUUUGUGAAAAUAGCGUAGAGACGAGUGGAGCCCUGAAGAGAGAGGACACGAAGCGAGGAUGGAUACAUAACAAGGAUAUUUUUCACUUGUCGUGGAGAGGCCGAGAGGCAGGAAACGGAUUUGUUGCUUUUGCCGAAACAGCGAUGGCAGCUCGGGAACAAUGGGAUAUUAUCUGGGGUGUGUUUUUCAUUCUGCUUUGUCUCUGCGACUCCUCCGUGGCUCAAAUAUCCUACUCAGUUUCAGAGGAGGUGGACAAAGGGACCGCGGUGGGAAAUCUCGCUAAGGAUUUAAACCUCAAUGUGCAGCAACUCCAGUCCGCGGGUCUUCAGAUCACCUCUGGGUAUAAAACGAGGUAUUUUGACAUAAAUCGUGAAUCUGGAGUUCUUUUCGUUAACGAGAGGAUAGAUCGGGAGGAGCUUUGUCCUAAUACGGUAAAGUGCUCUUUAAAUAUAGAGGCCACGCUGAGUAACCCUCGCAGCCUCCAUCGAAUUGAAGUUGUUAUCAAUGAUAUUAACGACAAUGCUCCGUCUUUUCUGGAAGACAUAGCUACAAUAGAUAUGUCUGAGUCUUCAUAUGUCGGAGAGAGGCAUCCACUGCCGACAGCGCAUGAUGCAGACGUAGGUGCUAAUUCGGUUAAGACUUACAAAUUGAAUCCGAAUGAGUAUUUUUCUUUGGACAUACAGGACAUUGGAGACCAGAGUGUGUCUGCUGAGCUGGUGCUGCAGAAAGCAUUAGAUCGAGAAAAGCAGGCUGUUAUUGAACUCACACUGACGGCGAUAGAUGGAGGGAAACCUCCCAAAACGGGGACUUCACAGAUACAAGUUAAUGUACUGGAUGUAAAUGACAAUUCUCCUGUGUUCAGUAAAUCUCUUUACAAGGUCCAGGUUGUUGAAAAUGCAAAUAUUGGCACAACGUUAUUAACACUAACAGCUACUGAUUUAGAUGACGGUGUAAAUGGUCAAAUUAUAUACUCUUUCACUGAACGAGGACGUUUAAACCGAGAUUAUAAAUUUGCCCUUAAUGAGAAUACUGGAGAAAUUACUGUAAAAGGCAAUAUUGAUUAUGAGGAAAAUCAAGCACAUGAGAUUCGUGUUCAAGCGCGAGAUAGAGGCACUCCUCCUCGCAGUGCACAUGGCAAGGUUUUAGUCGAAGUUAUCGAUGUCAAUGACAACGCUCCAGAAAUCUUGGUUUCAUCACUGAUGAGUCCAGUGAAAGAGGACGCUGAAAUAGGCACAGCUGUUGCCAUGGUGACUGUCACUGAUAAAGAUGGAGGCAAAAUGGUCUGA